GGCAGUGUAACAGAUACCGUGAGCAGAACGCACCCUCCUAGACUUUGACAUUUGCUUCCCUCUCAUGUUCUCAUCCGAUGGUGCAACUACAUAACAAGCUGUAUUAGAGAUAAUGUCAGCGAGGUUUGAGGGCUGAAAUUCACGCAAAACAUCAAGCAACAUCAUGAGGAGCCGUAGUAACUCUGGGGUGAAACUCGACAAUUAUGCGCGCAUGGUUACAAAAACAAUACUUCGUCACCAGGAUCCGGUGACGGGGCUUCUCCCAGGGGACCCGGAAACCCACCAUGCCUGGGUCCGGGACAAUGUUUACGGCAUCCUGUCUGUGUGGGCCCUCAGCCUGGCCUACCGCAAGAACGCUGACCGAGAUGAGGACAAGGCGAAGGCCUACGAGCUGGAACAGAAUGUAGUUAAACUCAUGAGGAGCCUGCUGCAGUGUAUGAUGAGGCAGAUUGACAAAGUGGAGAAGUUUAAAUACAGCAAGAACAAAGCUGACUGCCUGCACGCCAAGUAUGAUUCCCAGACAACUGCCACGGUGGUGGGAGACGAUGAGUGGGGUCACCUGCAGGUGGAUGCCACCUCCAUAUUCCUGCUCUUCCUGGCCCAGAUGACUGCAUCAGGCCUUCACAUCGUCUACACUCGGGAUGAGGUGGACAUCAUCCAGAAUCUUAUGUUCUACAUCGAGGCUGCGUAUAAAGUGGCAGAUUUUGGAAUGUGGGAACGGGGGGACAAGACAAACCAGGGGAUCCCGGAGAUCAACGUCAGCUCAAUCGGCAUGGCAAAAGCUGCACUUGAGGCCCUGGAUGGCCUCAAUCUGUUUGGCGCCAAGGGGGGUCAUGAAUCUGUAGUCCAUGCCCUAGCUGAUGAUAUUCAGCGCUGCACGUCGAUCCUUAGUUCCAUGUUGCCAAGAGCUUCCACAUCCAAAGAGGUGGAUGCUGGGGUUCUGUCCAUUAUCUCGUACCCAGCGUUCGCUGUGGAAGACAUUGACAUCGUUAAUAUGACCAAGGAGGAAAUCAUUUCCAAGUUGCAGGGGAGAUAUGGAUGCUGCAGGUUCCUCAGAGAUGGACACAAAACCCCCAAAGAGGACCCCAGUCGCAUAUAUUAUGAGUCGUCUGAGCUGAAGCUCUUUGAGAAUAUUGAAUGUGAGUGGCCACUUUUCUGGACUUACCUCAUUCUGGAUGGGAUCUUCAUCAACAGCCCUGAGCAGGUGCAAGAAUACAGAGAUGCCCUGGAGGCUAUUACGAUCAAACAGAAGGACGGCCUUAGCCUGGUGCCCGAGCUCUAUAGUGUCCCUGCAGACAAGGUAGACGAGGAGUAUGUGAAUCCCCAUUCUGUAGAGAGAGUUCCCAUGGGCAAGUUACCUCUGAUGUGGGGACAGUCUCUGUACAUACUGGGAAACCUGAUGGCUGAUGGUUUUUUAGCCCCAGGAGAGAUUGAUCCUCUGAACAGACGGUUGUCCACUGUAUCCAAACCUGAUGUUGUGGUUCAAGUGUCCAUCUUAGCGGAGACGGACCACAUCAAACAUCUGUUGAUGAAACAAGGGAUAGAUGCUGAGACCUUGGAGGACAUCCAUCCUAUCAGAGUCCAACCCUCCAGGGUGUUGAGUCACAUCUAUGCAAGGCUAGGUCGCAACCAGAGACUAGGCCUCACUGGGAGACCAUACAGACGCAUUGGCACUCUGGGGACAUCAAAAUUCUACAUCAUCCGUGACACCGUCUUCUCCUUCACCCCUCAGUUCAUUGAUCAUCAGGAAUUCUACUUGGCAUUGGACAACCACAUGAUAUUGGAGAUGCUGCGUAAUGACCUUUCCUACCUGGCGUCCCGCUGGAGAAUUACCGGCUGUCCCACGGUCUCCUUCCCUAUCUCGUCCAAUAUGCUCACUGAUGACCACAAAGAGCUGGACCCUGCAGUACUAGCCGUUCUGAGAAAACUGCAAGAUGGUUACUACGGAGGAGCAAGGGUUCAGACAGGGAAACUGUCCAAGUUCAUGAAUACUUCCUGUUGCUCUCAACUGUCCUUCAUGGACGAUGAGGUGGAUGACCUGGCUCAGUAUCUGGACCAGUUGCUGUCCAUACCGAAACACAGCGAAAAGAUCAGCUCCCAUAAAGGCGGUCUGAACCGCUUCCGGGCGUUGGCCAGAAAGACCCGUGAGAUGGUCUCACUGGUGCACAAAGCACGGGAGCUCGACAUCCACAACGUGCACAUGUACCUCCCUACCAAACUGUUUCGCUCCCGUCAGCCAAGCCUUCACCUAGUGGAUGUAGAUGGCAGGGGCUCCAAUGCCACACCUCCAGUCCAGAUGAAUCUGCCCAGGGACACGACUGGAGCUAUAGACUACCAGGCCCUGGUGCAGGUGCUGAAGCAGACCCAUAACCUUCAGGACCAGGCCGACAUCCUCUACAUCUUCUUCAAAGACAAGGGUAUGGACUGGGACACUAAGCUGCACGGUAAAGGCUCCACUGUUAGACGGCUGCUGAGCAGUCUGUAUGACAAGGCUGGGAACCUGAAACACUGGGGCCUCGUCCGCAUGAUCUCUGGCAUGCUCCGGAAGAAAGUGGAGGAGCUGGAUGAGGCCUGUUCAGAUCUGCUGGCCCACCAGAAGCACCUGACAGUGGGUCUCCCGCCUGAGCCAAGGGAGAAGACCAUUUCAGCCCCCAUGCCCCCUGACAAGCUGGCAAAGCUAAUUGAUGUGGCCAGUGAAAAUAAUCUGACCAUCGCCAUUCUGACUCAGGAGAUUAUGGUGUUCCUGGCCAUGUGUAUCCGCACCCAGCCAAAACUCUUUAGUGAGAUGUUCCGUCUCAGGAUCGGACUGAUCAUCCAGGUCAUGGCUACUGAGCUGGCCCAGUCUCUCAACUGCUCUGGCGAGGAGGCCACCGAGUGCCUGAUGAACAUGAGCCCUUCAGAGCUAAAGAACCUCCUGCACCACAUUCUCAGUGGGAAAGAGUUUGGGCUGAUGAAGAGUGUGCGUUCGGGUGCAACAGGUACAGACUCCAUUGCCAUCCAGGAUAUUUCACCUAACUCUAAGAGUGUGGGCGGGAGCAAACAUCAGAGUAAAGUGAGGAAGCUGUCCUUAUCAGUGCAUUCCCUUGACAUCGAGAACAUUGAAUCAGGGCGGUACAGACUCCCAUCCAUCGAGUCGUUGCAGAGCGCUACAGAAAAGAUGGCAGUGAGAGACAGCCGCCAUGGCCAGUGGUUACGUAGGAGACGUCUAGACGGAGCCCUCAACAGAGUCCCUGUUGGCUUCUACCAGAAGGUCUGGUCCAUCCUCCAGAAGUGUCAUGGCCUAUCUAUUGUGGGGUGCAUUCUUCCAGCGUCAACCACAAGAGAGAUGACCCCCGGUGAGAUCAAGUUUGCGGUGCACGUGGAGACGGUGCUGAAUCGCGUGCCCCAGCCAGAGUACCGUCAGCUGCUGGUGGAGGCCAUACUGGUGCUCACCCUGUUGGCCGAGGUGGAGCUGGAGAGCAUCGGCAGUGUCGUCCAUGUAGAUAAGAUAGUCCACAUGGCCAGUGAAAUGUUUUACCACGACCAGAAAGUGCUGGGGGCUGACGACACCCUUCUGGAGAAAGAUCACUCCAAUGGGAUCUGCAGGCUGCUGUAUGACAGUGCCCCUAGUGGCCGCUACGGCACUAUGACCUACCUCUGUAAAGCCGUGUGCACCUACGUCCAGGACUUCUUGCCAAGCGGUGCAUGUGCCAUCCAAUGAGCUUCUAUGCGCGUCUGUGCCCUCCAAUUAGCUAACAACACAUACUGUAGUAGGGCUCAGAACCUGAGAAAGGCUGAUUUUUAUCUAGUCACCUGACCUUUUCAUCAUGGAGGUUAAUUUGUUUUGAUAUAUCACAUCCCAGCAAGCCUGUGCCUGACAUGAACAAUCGCUGUGAGGGGUCCCAGUAUUUUAAAUACCAACUUCUGAUAAUACAGCAGAUUAUUCUCAGAGAAAUGCAUGAAGCUAGGUUUCCAGACUUGUUAUUCACAGAAGGUAGAUAUUUCUUACCCUAAAGAUGGUGCAGUGUGAUUCUAUGUCAGAGUGAGCGAUUGUUGCAAUACUAGUGGUAGUGCUGCUUUUGAAAAUUAUCAUUUUCCUAUUGUGUUUUUGGGACAGGUGUGCUGUAUGGAUCUUUGAUUAAUACAUUAUAGUGACAAUCUUCAUCUUGUACACUUUGUGAGUGACAGUGCUUCAAGGCUCUCUCAUAGCGAACUCGUAUGAUCCAAUUUGACAAUUAUUCAUCAGUAUGAAUGAUGCUUUAACCUGCCGAUAUUAGCUGUCAAGGUGAUUAUCUGUAUAUCCAAUAGAAACAUGCAUUGCACAUCUACCAACAAGCUGUCACUGGUGAAAGGUACAGAGGCUACAAUGAGCAGCAAGAUGACCGCUGCAAAAUAACAACAAAACCUGAGCAACAUAUGACAUUUUAUUCAAUUGUCUUCCAAAAACAACAACCUCUGCAUUUUAAAAGAAACCAGUUCAUAAUGUAAUUUAGCAUUGACAAUUCAGUGUAUUGUGUUCUCAAUCCAUUUGAUGUACAAAAAUAAAUGAAAAAUCAAAAAAAGGUAUGGACCCUCACUUCCAAAACAGGACAUCCUGGACAAUGCUUUGUUUCAUCACAGGAAAAAAAAAAAGACCGUUUUCAGAUGGGCAAUAUGGAGUAGAAUACGGUAAACAAUAGAAAAGCAUAUUGUGAAAUAUGCAUAAAUGUAUAUUAUACAUAGCCAGAGUACAUCAGGCAAAAAGUGACAAUGCAUGUUGACAUCUUUCAAUGGCUAAAAGAUAAGGGAGUGAGAUUUUCCACUGCAAGCGCAAAGGAAGAUUACCAAUAUUGGCAGAGAAUGACAUGAACCAAUGGAAGAGGGACAAGACUGAACAUACUUAGAAGUCCAAAAACAUUGGCAGAGUACUCAACAAAAAAGAGAGCAAGCGUUCAACAAAUGUAUUGAAAAUAGCAACGCUUUAACAAGGAGGGGUUUACAAGACUUGAAUGUCUAGCUAGCUAGGUGAUGCAUAGCCUUUAUAUUCAUGUUGUUUCACGAAUGUGUGGUCUCAUAACUGAACAGAUAUUUGAUAGAGCUUUGAAUUGCAUUUCAAAUGCAAAACAGACAUACAGUUAUAUCUGGUGGGACACACACAUUUAUGAACGCUUAUGUAAAGAGGUAAGUCAAAAUCUCGUGGAGAAAUUCCUAAACAUUUGCAAACACACCGGUAAGUGAAAUUUCACAUAUGAUCAUGCUCUUUACCGGGCACACAAGUCAAUAAAAAGACAACACUAAUCAUGCAAAAAGACUCGUCGCUGAAAUCAAAUUCCUCCAAAUUGGAUAUCAGCAAUGUGACCUCGAGAAAAAGCUGCGCUUGAUGACUUUGGUGCAAAAAUGUUCCUGUACGGAGAGGACAGUGUCCACUGCCACAAUGAAGACACUCUUGGUAGACCAGUUGUGAUACUGUUGAACCUAACCCCCAUCAAGA
Messenger RNA from Salmo salar (Atlantic salmon), 5449 nucleotides. It is a transcript of the gene phka1b, whose product is annotated as phosphorylase kinase, alpha 1b (muscle). NCBI's taxonomy places the organism in Eukaryota, Metazoa, Chordata, Actinopteri, Salmoniformes, Salmonidae. Gene Ontology annotation, molecular function: calmodulin binding. Gene Ontology annotation, cellular component: phosphorylase kinase complex. Gene Ontology annotation, biological process: glycogen metabolic process. The record is from RefSeq and is a predicted model, not a curated record.